AUUUAGUAUUUACGCGUCUCUCAACACCACGCAUACACAACAACGUUCGUACAGCGUUGUGUUGCUUUAGCGUUAUAUAUUUUUUUUUUUAUAUUUCGUGUGUUUUGUGUGCGACUGAAUCUGUUCAGUUCGUCCAAAUUGGGACUGAGUUGUACUGGCGUUUCGUCGAUCGACGCCAUAUCGCUUUAAUGCAUUCAAUUCCCUGUUUGUAGUUGAUUUUACCUAAAUCUCAUCUGUAGACAUAGUUUUGUUUUUAUAAUAUUAUAUAAAUAUAGCUUCGUUAAGUUAUUGUUGUUAAUUUGAGUUGUGUAGCCGUAACGAACACUGCCAGAAAAUGGCACGUGCAUUGCAGCUGAUUGGCGCUUUUGCCAUUUGUUUAGUGUUAGCUCGUGCAGCUGAUGUUCGACAGAAGCGACAAUCCGAAGACAACGAAGAUGUAGAUCCAUUGAACACAGACGAACUGUGCCUAGACCGACCAGCCGACGAAUAUUUUCGGACAACAACCGAUGGUGAUUGCCGUGAUGUAGUCAGAUGUGAUAAUGCCGGAGAAAAUGGUAUUACGAGAUUAGCUUCAGUUCGCUGUCCAACGGGUCUAGCGUUCGACAUUGAACGUCAAACAUGUGACUGGAGAUCAAAUGUUAAGAAUUGCGAUAAAAUAGAGAAACCACGCAAAGUGUUGCCAAUCCUUAAAACCGACGAACCAGUUUGCCCAGAGGGUAAAUUGUCCUGCGGUAACGGUGAAUGUAUCGAAAAGGAAUUAUUCUGUAACGAUAAACCAGAUUGCAAGGACGAAUCUGACGAAAAUGCUUGCACCGUCGAUUUGGAUCCAAACCGUGCUCCAGAAUGUGACACCACCCAAUGUACACUUCCAGACUGUUUCUGUUCGGCUGAUGGAACCCGUAUUCCCGGAAACAUUGAACCAUCUCAAGUGCCACAGAUGAUCACGAUUACAUUCAACGGUGCCGUCAACGUUGACAACAUCGAUUUGUACGAAGAAAUUUUCAAUGGAAACCGUCAAAAUCCAAACAGUUGCCAAAUCAAGGGAACAUUCUUUGUAUCACACAAAUACUCGAACUACUCAGCUAUUCAAGAUUUGCACCGUCGCGGUCAUGAAAUCUCAUCAUUCUCAUUGACACACAAAGAUGAUCCAAACUACUGGAGCCACGGUACAUACGAUGACUGGCUCGCCGAAAUGGCUGGUGCUCGUUUGAUUUUGGAACGUUUUGCUAACAUCACCGACAGUUCCGUUGUUGGUGUCCGUGCCCCAUACUUGCGUGUCGGUGGUAACAAACAAUUCGAAAUGAUGGCCGAUCAAUUUUUCAUCUAUGAUGCCUCGAUAACUGCUUCAUUGGGACGUGUUCCAAUUUGGCCAUACACCUUGUACUUCCGUAUGCCACACAAAUGUAACGGCAAUGCCCACAACUGCCCAUCACGUUCACAUCCAAUCUGGGAAAUGGUCAUGAAUGAAUUGGAUCGUCGUGAUGAUCCAACUUUCGAUGAAUCAUUGCCAGGUUGUCAUAUGGUCGAUUCGUGCUCAAACAUCCAAACCGGUGAACAAUUCGGUCGUCUUCUCCGUCACAACUUCAACCGCCACUACAAUACCAACCGUGCUCCACUCGGUUUGCACUUCCACGCCUCAUGGUUGAAAUCUAAGAAAGAGUUCCGCGAAGAAUUGGGCAAGUUCAUCGAUGAAAUGUUGGGCCGCAACGACGUUUUCUUUGUUAAUAUGUUACAAGUCAUCCAAUGGAUGCAAAACCCAACUGAACUGAAUGCAUUGCGUGACUUCCAAGACUGGAAAGAUAAGUGUGACGUUAAGGGUCAACCAUACUGCUCACUACCAAAUGCCUGUCCAUUGACGACACGCGAAUUGCCUGGCGAAACAUUGCGUCUGUUCACAUGCAUGGAAUGCCCAAACAACUACCCAUGGAUUUUGGAUCCAACUGGUGAUGGUUUCACCACUCGCAAAUAAACAACAUAACGAGCAUACACAAACACAACAACACUCGUUUUAUUCCUCCUAAUGUUAAAAAUAAAUAAAAGAAAAUGACAAUAAAAUGCAAA
Sitodiplosis mosellana (orange wheat blossom midge) is the source of this 2061-nucleotide messenger RNA. RefSeq names its product chitin deacetylase 1 (gene verm). Bases 335 to 1969 code for a protein of 544 amino acids. Gene Ontology annotation, biological process: carbohydrate metabolic process. Gene Ontology annotation, molecular function: protein binding; chitin binding. The record is from RefSeq and is a predicted model, not a curated record. Gene Ontology annotation, cellular component: extracellular region. Lineage: Eukaryota; Metazoa; Arthropoda; Insecta; Diptera; Cecidomyiidae. The transcript has 7 exons.